AUGGCUCCAAUUACCAAGAAGACUGAAAAAGCUACCAGAACUUUCGUUGUUGACUGUGCAACCCCAACUGAAAACGGUGUUUUCGACCCAGAAUCCUACGUCAAGUACUUAGUCGAACACAUUAAGGUUGAUGGCCAUCUUGGUAACUUAGGUGACUUAAUCUCUGUCUCUGCAGAAGGUUCUAAGGUUGUCGUUGUUUCCUCUACCAAGUUCUCCGGUAAGUACUUGAAGUACUUAACUAAGAGAUACUUGAAGAAGAACCAAAUCAGAGAUUGGAUCAGAUUCAUCUCCGUCAAGAAGAACGAAUACAAGUUGAACUUCUACUCUACUUCUGUUGAUGAAGAAGAAGACGAAGAAUAA
Messenger RNA from Pichia kudriavzevii, 360 nucleotides. RefSeq lists its product as uncharacterized. Gene Ontology annotation, molecular function: RNA binding; structural constituent of ribosome. Bases 1 to 360 code for a protein of 119 amino acids. NCBI's taxonomy places the organism in Eukaryota, Fungi, Ascomycota, Pichiomycetes, Pichiales, Pichiaceae. The record is from RefSeq and is a predicted model, not a curated record. Gene Ontology annotation, cellular component: ribosome. The transcript is spliced from 2 exons. Gene Ontology annotation, biological process: cytoplasmic translation.